Rhineura floridana is the source of this 405-nucleotide messenger RNA. Its product is annotated as homeobox protein Nkx-2.6-like. Gene Ontology annotation, molecular function: DNA-binding transcription factor activity, RNA polymerase II-specific; RNA polymerase II cis-regulatory region sequence-specific DNA binding. Gene Ontology annotation, cellular component: nucleus. Gene Ontology annotation, biological process: regulation of transcription by RNA polymerase II; cell differentiation. The record is from RefSeq and is a predicted model, not a curated record. The transcript has 2 exons. NCBI's taxonomy places the organism in Eukaryota, Metazoa, Chordata, Lepidosauria, Squamata, Rhineuridae.
AUGCUGUCAAGCCCAGUCAGUUCCACCACCCCUUUUUCUGUCAUACACAUUUUGACGCUGGAACAGCAAAGCACUCGAUGUGGCAAUUUUCCUGGCUUCUCCUCGACGGGGCUUCCGUCUCCCGCACGGGGACCGCGGAGGAGACCUCCAGAAGGCAACAAGAAGUCAGAGGAUUCCUGUGGCCACCCUGGGCCACGGCAGCACAGGAAGCCUUGGGCCCUGUUUUCCCAAGUGCAUGUCCUCGAGCUCGAAAGGCACCUUCAACAGCAGCGGUAUCUGUCUGCUCCGGAAAGAGAACAUCUAGGCAGCCUCUUGAAACUCACCUCCACCCAAGUCAAAAUUUGGUUCCAAAACAGGAGGUACAACAGCAAGAGGCAGUAGCAGGAUUAUUCUUUGGCAGUCUGA